Molecule: messenger RNA, 2642 nt
Organism: Ectocarpus siliculosus
Lineage: Eukaryota; Phaeophyceae; Ectocarpales; Ectocarpaceae
Source: the annotation of a GenBank genome assembly
AUGGCUCUCGGCUUCUUCCUUGCAACAGCAGUGGUAGCAGUAGCAGUAGUCUCCAGCGCACCAGUCGGCAUCGGCGAUGGAGCUGGCGUACGAUUGGAGCACAAACAACGGAACCUGCAACAAGAUGGUCCAGCUUCGAGCAUGUUUCAACCAGAUGAGCACGGGCUCAGCGUAGGAGCGCACAAGGACCAGAGCUUUGCCGCACCGGAGCAGGUUCACAUUGCUCUGGCGCGGUCUGAUUCGCCGGAGGAGUACGCUGUCACGGUUGCCUGGGUGACCUGGCCCAACACUCAAUCGCGAGUGGCGUGGGGAUCGUCCGUCGACAACCUCGGCAACAUUGCAGACGGGACCUCAACUACCUACUCGGCCCGUCACCCGGGGCGGGCGGACUACACCAGCGGCUUCUUGCACUCAGCCACGCUGCAGGGCCUGGAGCCGUCAUCGACCUACUUCUACUCUUGCGGCGACGACACUUUGGAGAUGAGCUCUGUGAGGUCUUUCGACACACCGCCCAAGGUUGGCCCAGAGCAGCCUAUCACCCUGGGCGUCUUGGGAGACUUGGGACAGACCGACGACUCAGCCGCGUCGCUUGCGGCCAUCGAUGGCGACAAUUCCAUCGAUCUCGUCCUCCAUGCCGGUGACCUGAGCUACGCAGAUUGUGACCAGCCUCGGUGGGACUCGUUCAUGAGGAUGCUCGACCCCGUAGCGAGCCGCCUGCCGUGGAUGGUCGCUGCUGGCAACCACGAGAUCGAGACCAACGGCGCCUACCCCGGCGCCAAGCCUUUCCUGGCCUACGAGAGCCGCUUCCGGAUGCCGGCGGUGGGAGCUCCGACGGACCUCGGGCGCGGGUGCGGCGCCGGCGGCGGUCUGGACGGCGACGGCUACCUCUGUGGCGAGGGUUGGGGCGCGGACGAAGCGGAUGCCGCGGCGAUCGAGGAGGCCGAGCGGCUGUCGUCACCGGUGGGUACGCGAGGAGGGGAAGGGGUGGCGGCCGGGAAUACCGUGGGGGCGGCCGUGCGCCAGGCGGCGAGGGGAGUGCGCAUGGCGUUCGAUGCGACGGGGGAAGGGAGCGAGGACGAGCAGCCGCCGGUGUCUUGCUGCCCGUCGGAGUGGUCCGGGACGUACGACUACGGCAACAGCUUUUAUUCGUUCGAUGUCGGUCCGGUCCACGUGGUCGCGCUUAACCCGUACACGGCGACGGGCGAAAACUCCGUGCAGUACUCGUGGCUGCAGAAGGAUCUGGAGUCAGCAGACCGCGCCCUCACGCCAUGGUUGGUGGUGAUGAUGCACUGCCCUUGGUACAACUCCAACCUCGCUCACCAGGGCGAGCGCCAGGCGGAAACGGCGAUGCGCGCCAUGGAGCCUCUCCUCCACCAGCAUAAGGCCGCCGUGGUCAUCACGGGGCACGUCCACGCGUACGAGCGAUCGCACCCGGUGGUGGACUUUGAGCUGGCCGAGGACGGGCCUAUCCACCUCGUCGUGGGCGGCGCGGGAAACCGCGAAGGGCACGCAGCCGACUUCUACCCUAAGCCAGAGUGGAGCGCCUUCCGUGACGGAACAGUGUACGGCUCCGGCCGCCUCUCCAUCCGGUCUUCUUCGCUGGCCUUGUGGGAGUGGACAGCUUCGACGAGAGACACCGCCGGCUUGCACGACGUCGCCUGGGUCUCCAACCCGUUCUCGCCGUACACCCCAGGGGAGGAGGACGGGGACGCUUCGCCGCUGAAAGCGACGGGCAGAAGAAGCGACAACGGUGGAGAUUCUGCCGUGUCUGCUUCCCACGAGAGGGAUAACCAUGACCAGGAGGGUGAGGAUGUGUCUAGGACCCGGGAGAAGGCAGGCCUCCGCAUUCACGCCUUGCCCGAACGCCGCACACGGCGCGUGGCACGUGGCUGAUAGGUUCGUUCCCUGUUGGCGUGUGGUGUUUUUGACUACAUACAGCGACUUUUUUGGUUUGCUGCUGUUGUUGCUGUUUCACUGGGAUCCUGCUGCGUGGGUUUCCAUCGUUUGGGGAUGCAGCGCUCUCACUCUGUGUUGUUUUCUUGAGGAAUAUUCCUAAUUGUCUGUGUCGAGUGUUGUAUAGUAACCCCACGUGGGACAGGCAUUUUGGGGCCGAUUUUGCCCUGCAAUUUUGUACAUAUAAGAGGAGUGGUGCGAUUUGUUGUGCGUUGGUUGUACUCAAUCUUCGGGAGAAUUGUUGCGGAGUUUCUCGUGUAACGAGUCGAUUUCCCUCACAGCUCGUCCUUUGGCGCUCGUUCUCUAGGACUCGCCUGUAGAAGUCUGGUUUGUUUGUGUUUUUCGGGUGUUGGAGCAACCACUCAACCAUUCGCAACGCAACGAGGGUCUCAUCCGCGCCGGUAUUUGUGUGGCGUUCUGUGUUUGGGGGCUGGGAUUGCGCAGGCGUACGUACUCCAGACAGGAGUUAGGUCAAAGUGCUAAGACGGCCACCCUUUUGCAAUUCUAUACUUGUUGGUAAAUCUAUGUAGCCUGAGUUUGUCGUUUCUGUAGUAGCUGUCCUGGCCGGUCGCCCAGGUGUAUACUGCUGUGUGUCCUACCCGCUGGGUACCGCCACGUUCGCGUACCCGACAUUUGCUGGGGGUCCAACGUCCCACGGUGUAAUACCAGGUAGCAUCCGGGUACCCGUC